AUGAUCUCCGCGGAGAGGAGCCAGUCGCAGAGCCCGCGGUCGCCCGGGGCGGCGGCCGGGGCGCCGUUCCUGUCGAUCUGCGUCACGGAUCCCGUCAAGAUGGGCACCGGCGUUCAGUCCUACAUCUCCUACCGCGUCAUCACCAAGACUAACCUACCUGAAUUCGAGGGAGCAGAGAAAAUUGUUAUCCGGCGCUAUAGUGAUUUUGAGUGGCUGCACGAUCGGCUAGCUGAGAAGUACAAAGGCAUUUUUAUACCUCCUCUUCCAGAGAAGAAUGCUGUUGAGAAAUUCCGGUUUAGCAAAGAAUUCAUUGAAUUGAGGCGCCAAGCUCUGGACCUAUUCAUCAACAGACUAGCUUCACACCCUGAACUUAAGCAAAGCGAAGAUUUGAGGACAUUUUUGCAGGCAGAUGAAGAGAAAAUGGAUAGAGCAAGGUCUUUUGAGACUGGUAUAUUUAAGAAGCCGGGAGAUUUCAUACAGAUGUUUAAGGAUGUACAGUCAAAAGUCAGCGAUGUUGUUUUGGGAAAAGAAAAGCCAGUGGAAGAGUCUACUCCUGAAUAUGAGAAGCUUAAACAUUACAUAUUUGAGCUAGAAAAUCAUCUAGCAGAGGCCCAGAAACAAGCAUUUCGCCUUGUAAAAAGGCACAGAGAACUUGGGCAAUCUUUGGCGGACUUUGGGAAAGCGAUUAAGCUUUUAGGCGCCUGCGAAGGGGAUUCGUUGGAGAAGGUGUUUUCUGAAGUUGGUUCGAAGUCAGAAAUGUUGUCAAUAAAGCUGCAAAGAGAGGCAGACAACCUUCUCUUUAAUUUUGAAGAACCUUUGAAAGAUUAUGUGCGUGCUGUGCAGUCAAUAAAGGCCACUAUGCUUGAUCGAGCCAAUGCUUUUAGGCAGCACUUUGACUUGGACCAGGAGAGGAAGUAUAAAGAGCUUAACCUUGAAAAAAUGAAGUUCAUGAAUCCUGAGAAGUUUUCCGAGUCGGAAACUGAGUUCAGUGAGUUGAAAGCAGCCAGUGAGGAGGCUACGGAGAGGUACGAGCACAUAGUUAGUGUGAUGAAUGACGAGCUUGCACGAUUCCAGGAGCAGAAAACAGCUGAUAUUGGACUUGCGUUCCAUGAGUUUGCCAAAGGGCAAGCAAAGUUAGCUAAAGAUAUUGCUGAUGCAUGGCGCAGCGUCCUCCCAAAGCUAGAGGCGUGUUCCAGUUCAUAA
Triticum turgidum subsp. durum (durum wheat) is the source of this 1203-nucleotide messenger RNA. The record is from the annotation of a GenBank genome assembly. NCBI's taxonomy places the organism in Eukaryota, Viridiplantae, Streptophyta, Magnoliopsida, Poales, Poaceae.